Molecule: messenger RNA, 909 nt
Organism: Nymphaea colorata (pocket water lily)
Lineage: Eukaryota; Viridiplantae; Streptophyta; Magnoliopsida; Nymphaeales; Nymphaeaceae
Product: transcription factor PIF1-like
Exons: 5
Coding region: 1-909 (302 amino acids)
Cellular component (GO): nucleus
Molecular function (GO): protein dimerization activity
Source: RefSeq, a predicted model, not a curated record
AUGGUCUUCCCCGGUCCAAAACAGUCUUUCUACCAUGAUGGUGAGCCCUCUUGCUCAAAAGCUACUCCUCGGUUUGGUACUGAAACGAAAACAGCACACCCUGUCGGCCAAUCUACUGUAUCUGCUCGCAGCCAGAUGGUCUCGGAGGUGAAUGAUCGGUGUACUGAAGAUCUAUCAUGCGAAAGCAUCUCUAGCUUUGAGGACUGGGCAAAUCUUACCGAUUUGUCAUGGUCACCAGUCAACAAGUAUGACAGUAUUGGCAGAACUAACUCUAGUUGCCCGACCAGAUACGGUGAAGAAGAUGGUUCGUUCAGCGGAAAACAAAUCGAAAGUAUGGAAACGAAGAGUCAGGCGGCUGCUCAUGAAAAUCUGAGAGUUGCCAAGAAGCCCACUGAUUCUAGGAAAGGUCAUUGCACCUCAAACACUCGCUAUGAGGUGGAGAGAAAACGAAGGCACAGGAUCAGUGAGAAGGUUGCAGCUCUCCAUGACCUCGUACCCAAUGCAAGAAAGCGUGAUAUGGCCUCCAUGCUGGAUGACGCGGUUAAGUACAUGAAAUCACUGCAGCUGCAACUUCAAGCCAUGCAGAGGAGCCUAGAAUGCAGCGCUUGGAUUUCUGCAGGGUUCACCGUCCAAGGGUACCUCCGGCCUCACCUUCAGUCAACACCACCACGCCAAUUAGGACCGAUCCAAGCAUUCAAUUUUGGCGGUGGACCGGUGGAUCCAUUCCUUCCACAGCGCUACCCAAUUACUAGUUCAACACCUGCGCAUAGCCAGUCUUCAUCAUCAUCACCUUUUCUAAUGCUGCCCAAUCCUUCACAGCCAUAUCAUGUCACCAACAGCAUAAACUAUGCACCGCCUUCGCAUCAUCAUCACCGAAUGACGCAGACGCAAUCCGGCCAGGUGCUUUAA